UCUUGUCAUGUUUACUUUAGCCUGCUUGUUUAGUUAACUAUCGAGGGGAUGGUUACACAAUGUGGUAGCGGGUGGUCGGAUGCUGCGGCACCAGCAAGAUUCUGUUUUCUUCAUAGACAGUACUGCAGAUGUGGCACAUGCUAGACAUUCAUGUAUCACCACAUCAGACAGCUGUGUCAAUUGACCACCCAAGACCUGUUCAAGUUAUCUGAAAGGUUUACCUGACGACAGGAUUUGAACCAUAUGGCAGAUAACACAUGCAGAGCAGGCAGUGACCAGUCACGUGACUCCCGUCGUUGUGACGAAAUGCACCCGCCAACAUGGUUGUUAGUUCUGCUGGUGUUGUGGACCACAUGGAUGCACACAGGCGCAGGUCUCUUGCUUGCACAAAUAUCCGCCUGCGUCAGCACUGAAGAUUUUACUUUCGCCAGAGAUUCGCCAGUUUGUCUUCGAUGUCAUCUCUUGUCUAGUGAGUGUAGCACAACCAGUGCCACAGAUGUCAUCACACUGCUGCCACAAGAUGUCAAGCUGAAUGACACACACGUGGAUGUCAAUAGAACUGACAACUGCUCUGUCGUGGUCACGGUGAAUGAGUUUCCCACGGCGCGAUCUAAUUGGUUGUUUGAAUGUCGUAAAAAUGGCACCAGUCUUGUUAAUCAGAAUGUUAUAUUAGUCGACAGACCAGCCCCACCAGACGUACGGUACGUUUUUGUCGCUCCUACCCUGGACCUGCUGGUCGUGAUAGAACGGGAGCCACACAAGGACUACACGGAUGUGUUGAUGGUGGAGAUGGUUGGGAGGGGCGGACAUGUCACUCACCUAUGUCAGAUGACCUGCUCCACACGCCUGUGCUAUUGCAUGACCUCUGGUCAAGCUGAGUUGGUCAAUGUUGCUGACGUCACAAUCAGACUUGAACUGUUUCGACCGUCACUGAGCAGACGUGUGUACCACCUUGAGACCAAUCGAACUCUCAACCUCACAGUUGUCCCAUCCCGCGUGGUGAAUUUGACCUUGACCGAUGUGUCUGAUAGCGAGGCCACGGUCACGUUUGGGGUGGACAAGGAUACGGAUAAGCUCGUUGAAACGUUGGCUGGGUACGGAGUUCCGCUCACCUAUAGAAUAGUGCUGGAAAACAUGAGCGAUCGUGGGAAAUCUGUACAGCUGAAGAUCACGAAGACUCACCCUGGAACACUGACCGUAGUCAGACUCCAACACCUGACAGCAUUCACUGACUACAGAGUUGUUGUGACAGGUGUGGCCGCGGGAGGGGGUGGGAUGACCAGCACCCUCCACUUUACGACCAGCAAGGCAGUUCCAGCAUCGCCACCCAAACUGGACGUGUUCAACCACAUGUGGAUGUGGAGCAACCACAGUCGACAGGGACAGGUUUCACUUUGGAUCUUGUGGCAGCCUUUACCACAAUCCGCUAUUGGGGGCAGCAACAUUUCUUACGUCAUUAGCUUCAACAACGAGGCACCCAUUACUACAAAUAAUAGUCACGUUCGCAAAGUGUUCGAACACUUGCCAAAUAAACCACUCACAUUCCGAAUCUGGUCAGCUAAUGAAAUAGGAAAAUCUCUAAAUUUUACUGAAAUAACCUUACACACUACAAAAGGGGCGUCGCCAGCCAGGAUGGUAGUAAACUAUUUGGACACCCAGACAAUGGUCGCACACUUGCGACUGAGGGGUCAAAGAAAUCUGACCAAAGUUGCCAUCCUCUGGUGCAACAGAGGAGGCUUUAGGGGACUUUUAUGUUCGGAUUAUACCAGAACAUCUAUAACAGAAACGAAGCGGACAAAUUUGGACACUAAUUUUUUGGUGAAUGUUUCUCGGAAUGAAAGCAGUGGUGUAUACAAGGGACAAAACCCUGUUUAUGUUGACUGGCAGGAAAUUGAUGUAAACAAUCAAGGUGUUAUCGCCCCUGUAUCAAACAGUGCUCGUGUAGAAAGCGUCACAGAGGAAGAUGUGUUCGACUGUGCCCAGUAUGUUGAAGCCUCAUGUCUCCACACAUGGACACGCCUCUGCUUGUGUAUGUUCCUGGGUGGUCAGUCAGAGGUCACUGACCUGCGGCAAGUAAACAUGGCGCCAAGUUCUAGAACGGACAGCAGCUCAGUGAGAACGGGCACGAGUAAUCUCAAUGUGUUCUUUUCACUGCUGGUAGACGGCAGGUGGACGGGGAUGAUACCAUCAGAAUGUUAUUUUACAAGUUAUCCAGCCGUGCACCGAGCUAUCUUGAACAUCACCCAACAUGUAGAGAACAGCAGACAUGUUUUCAAAAUUAAACAAGAAUGCGAGACAAGUAACCCAACACAGUUUCUUGCUGAAUAUUUUACCGUAUAUUCAACAACUGACAUGCACUGUAGAGUAACAAAGGUCAUGACCCAGAAGGUCAUCCAUGACGUGUUUGCUGUUGCUGACGUUGAGGUUGAGGUUCCGGGUGAUGUCCCUUAUGUCUGUGUUAGGGCUGUUGGCAGCAGUGAGAAGGUUCAGUCAGAUGUCAAGGUCAUCCAUGUAGAUGGGUACAAAGAUGAUCUAAAUAAUGAUCGAACUAAUAAAAGUGUAAUCAUUGUAUCAGCUGUAUCGAUUACCGUCUUGCUUUUGAUCGCAGCUCCUGUCUUAUGGUUUGCACGAAGAUUUCAAAAACGUGGCCAGUUCUACAAGGUGUUGGCGACACAGAGCAGAAAGAUCACAGCAGUUUCCAGAGAUGUCAAGAAACAUCAACAGCCUGAUAAAUCUAAGGACGGCGACCAGUGGUCAGCUUAUUACAGGGACUCAACUCUUUGUAUCUUGCCACUACAAAAUGUUGAUGCUCCACACCAAAUAUGCCAAGACUCCAGCAGAUUCUGCACGACGGGCUCCAAUGACUCGACCAAACCUGACAUCAAAGACCCAAUGGUACCCCACAACAGUGUCUUGACAAAUAGUUUGACAGAAGGCUCUAACGUUGAAGCAUUGUCUGAAUUCGGAGGCGUUGGUCACAAAAAGGCACAAAAAAUCUCAGGCCAGGAGUUCAGUGACCUCAACAAUGACACCGAGGCGAGUCACCAGCUUGACAUGCAAGGACCUGUCACUACCAACUGUGCGACAUUAGGAAGUGACACUGACACAUGGGUGACACCAACACCUGUCACUGCCAACUGUUACAGUAGUGACGGGGUUUACCAGAGCACGAGCGGUUGUUUAAAUAGUCUGGAGUCGUCGGGUCAAAGUUCAUAUUUACUUGACCUCUACGCAGAGAACGGUCUGACAUGUCGUUACCAUGACGACAGCGAGGGAGAUGAAAGCAGCGUAUGAUACGUAUUGUAGCAAGGUCUUUCAGGAAGUGCUACCUGUCUACUCGAUUGUCUCAGGAGGGGCUACCUGUCUACUCCAUUGUCAGGAACGGCUACCUGUCUACUCCAUUCUGUCAGGAGGGGCUACCUGUCUACUCUAUUCUGUCAGGAGGGGCUACCUGUCUACUCAAUUAUCAGGAGGGGCUACCUGUCUACCUUCAGGAACUGCUACCUGUCUACUCCAUUACAAUGUGAGAUCUCUACACAGACAUCUUGUAUUAGGAGGGUAUUCAUAAAAGGUGUCAUACACCUCAUAUAAAAUGGUUCAAAUUUGUGACAAGUUACCUGUGUGUGUGGGUGAGGCGCUAGUAAGAAUGACGUAGCAUUUUAUUUCUAAAGACAAAAGUAAAGGUUAGAAGUAGAUUACAUCUAAAAACUUUUACAAAUGUUUGCUUUUUUAAAUAUAAAAGUUAAAGAACAUCUGUAUUGCAAAAAAACAUUAUAGAUUAAAAUCAUUGGUAAAACAUUUUUUCCACGAAAUAAAACACAAUUUAAGCGUAUGAGUACAGAA
Molecule: messenger RNA, 3843 nt
Organism: Physella acuta
Lineage: Eukaryota; Metazoa; Mollusca; Gastropoda; Physidae
Molecular function (GO): protein binding
Source: RefSeq, a predicted model, not a curated record